AUGGGGAAAAGAUCACUAUUGGAACAUCGUCAGGGGAAAGACUCUGGUUGUUUCAUAUGGCGGAGAGUGCUUCCAAUACGUCCCAAAAGAACUCCAGCAAAUCUCCGUGACGAGGCCACCACACCUUUAAGGAAGGGCAAGACAAAGGCCCUAGAUAUCAUAGAGAAAGACGAGAGUGGUCGUUUUGUUGAAGCAUUUAUCAGCAUGGGAGAUGCACGUCACACGGUUGAUUUUGAUGUCAUAUCAGAAUUUGUCUGCUGCAUGUAUGCCCAAAGUCAGACUCGCGACAUUGAUGAAGCACGUUACAACAAAUUGAUGCAAAUGACAGGCAAAGUUCAAAAGGAUAAUCCGCUGGCAAACGUCAAACGUAUCGACUGUGCAUUGCUUCCACCCACUCGUAAAACGCUAGAGAUGAAGAUCAGCCGGUUGCAAUAUGUUACAGUGUUGUGGACCCUUGCUACAAAAGCUUGUCCAGGAGAUGGUUUGUCAAUGACACACUCCUGA
Molecule: messenger RNA, 504 nt
Organism: Lottia gigantea (owl limpet)
Lineage: Eukaryota; Metazoa; Mollusca; Gastropoda; Lottiidae
Exons: 3
Coding region: 1-504 (167 amino acids)
Source: RefSeq, a predicted model, not a curated record